Molecule: messenger RNA, 1522 nt
Organism: Funneliformis geosporum
Lineage: Eukaryota; Fungi; Glomeromycota; Glomeromycetes; Glomerales; Glomeraceae
Source: the annotation of a GenBank genome assembly
CAAUAAAGAAAAUUUUGAAGGAAAUGAAGUUUGUAGAGAUUGUGGAAUAGUACUAAAUGACUCAUUUGUGCGAGAAGAAGAAUUCGUCCCUGAUAUAACUGGCAAACGUGUAACCAUCGACGGAGGCACUCAAGAUCCAGGUUCUAAAAAGAAAAAUCCACAUGUUGAACCCAUACUCGACCAAACGCUUUCAUCACUUGACCUUUUAGAGUUCAGGACACGUGUUAUUGCAUAUUAUAAUGCUGUUGACAAAAAUUUCAUAAUUGGGGAAGGAAAACUAUUACAUUAUGUGAUUGCUGCUUGCGCUUUGUUGGUGCUUAGAGAGGAAAAGAUUCCGAGAACUCUGAGAGAAAUCGCGUAUACUUUGGAGUUGGAUCUGAAUCGCCUUUGUGAUGUUGUGUUUAUGAUUCGAUCUAAAUUUGCUCCAAAUGUUACAAAUUUUGUUAGUGUUGAGGAUUUGAUUAUCAGGUCAAUUGGUGUAAUGUUUGAGGAUGAACGACAUAAGUUCAAUUUCCCGUUAUACACUAAUAUCAAACAACUUUGUCACUUGAAAGAUGAUAUACAAGCUUUUGAAAAGUGUAGAGAAAUAGAUUUGCCAAACAACAUAACAUCCGGAGAAUAUCUAGAAAAAAUGACGAAAAUAUAUCGAGUAGUUUUUACUGGGAUAUGCAUGGAGCUUCUCAAAUAUGCCAAUGAUGCUUUUAUUUUAAGUGGAAGGCAACCUACCUUCCUCGGUGCCGCGAUCUCUUUGCUCGCUGUUGAAGCAACGGAAAAACCUAGUGUUCACGAAAUUAAAAAACAUCGAAAGCGCGUAGUAGAUCUUAUUAGUAAAAUAUUUAUGGUGGAUUGUCAAUUUGUAUUGUUUGAAAGAUAUCGAGAGCUCCUUGAUGUAAUAUAUCACAAGGUUAUCAAUAUUAUACCUUGGUGCACUCAUGCCAAGGAGAAUAAAUCUAGAAGCUAUUUAUAUGUUACCGAUCUCGUGCAAUUUCAAGAAUGGAUAUUGGGAAGUCGUUUAAAGGGAAAGGGAAAAACAAAAGAUGAAAGAAAUGUAAACAUUGAUGAAGUGAUGAAUAAUAAUAACAAUGAAUUGGAUGAAAAUAAUAAUGAGGCGAAUUUAAUUUUCACAGAUACUUCGAGCUUCACUAAUAAUAAUAGUUAUGGACAAUAUAAUGAUGGUAACAUGGAAAUUGACGAAGGUGAAUUAGAUGAAUAUGUUGAAAUGUUCAAAAAAGUCUGGGAAACAUUACAAUCGAAUGUCACAGAAAAAUCUGAAAAUAAUAUCCAACAUAAAAAGGUUACGAGACUUCAAAGACUUCAUGAAAAGGGUAGCGUGGAAGAUAAACUUUCUAUCUGUAGUGAGCAACUUUCUUCUGAUAAUGAAUCAUCAACUAUACAAAAAGUAAAAGUAAAUAAUAAUAAUAAGCGUAUCAGGAUAGAAGAACCUAAAUCUAACGUGAAAAAAUUAAAUCUUGACUUUUCUUUGAUUGAUAACAUCAACUUUGAUGAUUUUGAUCAUAUUUAA